AUGACUAGAUCAAAAACACCACCAAAGCCUCAGAUGGCUACACCAGAUACAUCAAAGCCCCAGAUGGAUCUAACCAAGGACCAAGAGUAUGAAAUCUACGUCGCUUACAAGCACGUUUUCAAUGGGUCAUACAAAUGUUAUCGAAAGCCCUCAUAUGUGAAGGGACACAUCGACAACCCGCGAGCUCACCCCGUCGCUGCUGCUGUGCUUGAAAAAUACGGCAGGGGGACGGUUAUAAGGGUUGUUCUCGCACUGCUUCAAGCCAAAGUUUUUAAGAACGAGAAAUACGCCAAAGAGCGAUUCUCCACAACAGAGUCAUUGCCAUCGCUGCCUCCAACUCCAGAGCUCGAUGCUUCUGAGCCGAGCGAGGUGGUCCAGCCCCCUUUGGACUUGGAACAGAAGGACGACACUUCAACUAACAUCGAUCCUCCACCGAUUGUAUCUGAAGGCCCUAUCGAGGUGAUAGAGCCUGUAAAGGUUGAGCAAGAGUCGGAUGUUCAAGUAUCGCAAGUCGCCGAUGAAUCUUCGGCAAAAGAAGAAACCCCUCCAAACACAACAUCAUCGCCUGUGAAGACGACGGAAGCAAAGGUCCCCACCUCCCGUCCCGAUAUUAGUGAUGACGUUCGCAUCCUUUCCCCUCCUCAAUCAUCUGCCAGUUCCCAGAAGAAGAAAGACACAGCAGCUGCGUCAACCGUGUCAACCCAGGCCAAGCCACCUUUCAUAACACAACACCUCGUCCUGAAGCGUAUGCAAACUAUCUUGGAGCACGCAUGCUUUGACUUUGCUAGAGAGAACAUGCCUGACAUCCUGGCAAUUCUGGAAUGGGACUGUCCAGAAGCAGGUGAGUUGGAUAUAUGGAUGCGCCACCUUGGAGGAAAGAGGUUCAAGGAGUUAGAGAAACUUGCUGGCUCGAAAGACGUAAAGGUUCCUCUGAGGCUUCUUAUGGCCUCAAUGGCACGACUGCGCAAUGCCGCUGUUCAUCGUGAUGUGGUCGCUAGCCGCGAGCUCACACUAUUGGCAGGCCACGCUGUUCAAUUCUGCAGUGUUCUUCAAAUCCCGGGUUCGGAUGCUCUGGGUAUACUCCAGACGAUUCGAGACUCUCUCGAGACUCAACUUGGGGCACUUUCUGGUCUGAAAGACGACAUUGAUGCUGAACUCGACAAUAGCCUCAAGGAUAUAGCUAGACGUCGAGCGGAGCUAGAUGCACUCGAGGAGAGUACCAUCCAAGAAGCACAGAAGGAGUUCGAAAGUCAACAAACUAUUACCUGGAACGAGGUAGAUCGUCUGAUUCCUUUCAGGCACAACGAAUUCUCUCUCUUGAAAGUGCCUAUGGAACCAUUGGGAGGUGUACCGCCCUCCUGGUAUAAUGCUCACUUCAACCGUUCGCCCCUAAUGGGGAUUUUCGACGAGCCUAGUCGACUAGAUAAACUGACGCGCAAUUGGAGCAAGAUUCCCAGGUUACGCAAUGGAGGCUUUGAGAAGUCGAGCUACCUCUUUUUUCUCGCUGAUACGCCGUAG
Messenger RNA from Fusarium graminearum PH-1, 1518 nucleotides. RefSeq lists its product as uncharacterized. Bases 1 to 1518 code for a protein of 505 amino acids. The record is from RefSeq and is a predicted model, not a curated record. The transcript has 3 exons. Lineage: Eukaryota; Fungi; Ascomycota; Sordariomycetes; Hypocreales; Nectriaceae.